This is a messenger RNA of Xenopus laevis (African clawed frog), 1631 nucleotides long. RefSeq lists its product as uncharacterized. The transcript is spliced from 4 exons. NCBI's taxonomy places the organism in Eukaryota, Metazoa, Chordata, Amphibia, Anura, Pipidae. The record is from RefSeq and is a predicted model, not a curated record. The coding region runs from base 1 to 945 and encodes 314 amino acids.
AUGGCUGGAUAUCAGAGAACAGCGGAUCAUGUAAGAGACUAUAUCCAGCGCUUCAGCCUUGAUAACUGUGCUCUUGGGAGCCAGGGCUAUAACCGAGUUCUCCUACAGCUGUUUGGGUUUAUGGGUCAUGGCAAGUCCUCCCUCAUCAACUCCUGCAAGUAUGUAUUAGAUGAUGGAGAAUAUCUAAUUCAUGCAAAUGCAUUGGCUUCCCAUACUAGUGUCACUUUCAACAGAACAGCCUACCCACUCACUGACACCAUCACUAUUGUGGAUAACAGGGGGUGCUCUACAUUCAACGCGUAUGAGACUGGGGAAAUCUAUGCACAGCUGGGUAACUUUAUUCCAGUGAAUCAGAGAGUUGAAUGGACAAAUAACUAUAAAGAGAUGAUAGACAGACUGGAGGACUCAGAAAUGGAUCCUAAUUUCACAGAUUUUACUAUUCCAGUGUUUGUUUACAGUGUUAAAAAGGGACUUGCUGAAGGGGAGAAGAAAGAGGUAAAAGAGUUCAUCGAUAACUGCCGGAAAAUGACAGGAGUUUAUCCAGUUGUGGUUCUGACCCACAAAACCUGUGGAGACUUCAUUCGGGCUGAGAAGGAGUUCCAACUGAUGGGAGUAGAGAAGGUGAUUAAGAUAGAAAACUACACAAGGGAGGAUCAUGGCAGAACACAAGGGCGCCACAAGGAGAUCCUAAACUUUCUCUACAACGUUCUGGAAGAUGUCAACUUCCAAAUGAAAUAUAAAAGGAAUGCAAGAAAAGAGAGAAUAGAGCGCAAGAAAUUUCUGCAUAACUUUCUGCAUCACAGACAGAUGAAGCAAAAAGAGGAGCAAAUGCGUGGGUCAAGGUUAAGAAAUAUUCCAAAGCCAAUAUAUCCUUUAGGGCUAUAUAAGAGCUUAUUGGCACAACAAAUGUCAACCUUAUUUCAGGAAGAUUCAGAUUCUGACUAGCCAAAUGUGAUCCAUUCAAAUCACAUUACUUUUGGUCACAUGAACAAGGAAGCCAUUCUUUUUUUUUUUUGCCAAAAAAAAAAAAGCACUGCAUUUUUUGACCCUUCCAUAGCCUAAUCUGUAUAUAUGUUAUGCAAAUGUAGAUAAGUCUUCAGAUUUAGAAUUGGCUGAAUACUAAAAUAGAAAUAGAUUCUGUGCAUCUCUAGUUUUAUUGCCGGCUUCUUAGAUGAAUACUGGCAUUCUGAUCAAUUUAGCACCAUGGCUGUUAUUCUGGACAGUCUCAUGGCACAAAGAUAUCAUAUCAAACCCUGGCCUUUGCCAUUGAUUGCUAGGCACGAAGUGCCCAUUUGGUUCUCUUAUCAUUUGAUUAGUAAAUCAUUGUUAAUGGAUUUAUGCAUUUUUAAAGACUUUGAGAAAAGGAAAACAUUGCUUCUUACAAACUCAGUUGCUAUGCCAAUCAAUUAUUGACAAACUUCUUUUGUAACUGUAGUUGCACCACUGGGAGCAGAUAUGUAUCCUGAACAAUGCAUAGUUUGUAAAGGCUUUAGAUUGUUAAAAUCUUUGUCUAGACUUUAUCUUUUAAUUACUAUAGAAAUGGGGUUUUUUUCUGUAGUUGUUUUUCCUUUAAUUCAAUAAAAGUAUAUGUUCUCAGUUAACAGAAUGUUAUUUUUGCUUUUACACCUACU